CAGCUCGCUACUUUCAGCAAUUUGUAUCUGGCAACCCUGUCUGGUGCGCCUGUGUGAGACUUGAGAUCAAUUGUCGGCGAAUGUUUACUGUCAUUUUUAGUGUAUUAUGUUUAAAUUGAUGAAAGGGAGGUUUGGAUAUGCAGUUCGAGUUGUUGGAGUAAGUCAGGCAAGAUGGGCCAGACAAAAGCUCUGCCUUCAAAAAGAUCGAGAACAAGCAAGAACAGUUAUUGUCCCAGUUUUACGGCAGUACUCAUCACUUCGCCAUUUACAAAGAGAUCUGCUAAAGUAUCCAGGUCCAAAUUAUGGCAUACCAUCCCGAGGGAUAGGCAUGAUUGUUGCCAGGGUGUUACGUGGAGCUCUCAAGAUACGCUAUCUAUUGCUUGGUGGAAGCCUUGCAGGUGGCAGUGCCUUGGCGAAGACUUACGAGAAGUGGAAAGAGGCCUUACCGGAUACAAAAUUUUUGGAGGGCAUCUUGCCGUCACAGGAAGAUCUCGAUUCUAUCAGAAGUUCUCUUAUAACAUACAGAGACAAGAUCAAGGAUGCUGUUCCAGCGUUUACCUUAGAUCCUAAACUGAAAGAGCUUGGAGAAUCCCAUUAUGACCAAUUAGUGGUGUGGUUCAAGGAGCGUUUGGAUGAUGCCGUCAGAGCUGCAGAGGAGGAGAAAUCGGAAAACUCUGUGGUUUUCCCAGAUGGCGAGAUCCUAACCCUGUCCAGGGUGGCACAAUCCCUCACGCCAUUGGUGAAAGAUUUCUCCGCUGACUUGAAGCAACAUGCAAUUUCAUUUUCAGCGAUGGGCUCUGCUGCUGAACGGGAACGAGAGAAAGCAGAGCUCCUUCGCUUGAGACUGUCUCAAAUUGAAGUGGAACUGCAAGAAAAGACUGAAAGCUUGACCAAUGAUCUUGCCAAUCUUACUCGUGAGAAUGCUGAUCUCAGACACAAAAUUGAAACCAAUGAAACAAUUCGCGAAAAGUAUGAAGGUCUUCAAGAGGAGUUGAUGCAAGUGCAGUUAAAAUACCAAAAAGAAGUUGAACGCCUAGAAAAAGAGAAUAAGGAACUUCGCAAAUCUCUCAUGCUGAAGGCUGGAGAUAUAGUUGCCCGUAAAAAGAUUAAAAAGUCCCUCAUUGACAUGUACAGUGAGGUGUUGGAUGAGCUGUGUGAUUAUGACAGCAGCUACGACACACAGGACCACCUGCCAAGGGUGGUGGUUGUGGGGGACCAGAGCUCGGGCAAGACCUCCGUGCUUGAAAUGGUUGCACAAGCAAGAAUAUUUCCUCGGGGCGCUGGAGAGAUGAUGACACGUGCUCCGGUCAUGGUGACAUUAAGUGAGGGACCGUAUCACAUUGCCUCAUUCAAGGACUCGACUCGGGAAUUUGAUCUCACGAAGGAAUCAGAAUUGGCUGAAUUAAGAAAGGAAGUGGAGUUAAGGAUGCGUAACAGUGUACGAUCAGGACGGACAGUAAGCCAUGAAGUGAUCUCCAUGACGGUGAAAGGUCCAGGAUUGCAACGAAUGGUGCUUGUUGAUCUUCCAGGUAUUAUUAGUACGGUAACAACAGACAUGGCAACAGACACCAAGGAAGCCAUCAGAUCAAUCUCUCAGCAGUACAUGUCCAAUCCCAAUGCAAUCAUUUUGUGUAUUCAAGAUGGAUCGGUGGAUGCUGAGCGGUCCAAUGUCACUGAUCUUGUUAGUCAGAUGGAUCCCCAGGGCAAAAGAACUAUUUUUGUACUUACUAAAGUUGAUCUUGCUGAGGAGAAUCUUACCAAUCCAGACAGAAUAAGAAAAAUACUCUCAGGGAAACUAUUUCCUAUGCGAGCUAUAGGCUACUUUGCUGUGGUCACAGGUCGAGGGAACAAGGAUGACUCCAUACAAGCUAUAAAAGAUUACGAAGAGUCUUUCUUUAGAAGUUCAAGAAUAUUUAAAGGUGGUGUGAUCAACAGUCAUCAGUGCACAACAAGAAACCUAAGUUUUGCCGUUUCAGAGUGUUUUUGGAAAAUGGUACGCGACACAGUGGAACAGCAGGCAGAUGCCUUUAAGGCAACUCGAUUUAACCUUGAAACUGAAUGGAAAAAUAACUUUCCAAGAACUCGAGAAUUGGAUCGUGAUGAAUUAUUUGAAAAGGCACGAGGUGAUAUAUUGGAUGAAGUAGUAAAUUUGUCACAGGUUUCACCCAAGCAAUGGGAAGAUGCACUUGCCAAGAAGCUAUGGGAUAAGAUGGUCACUUACAUAUUUGAAAAUAUUUAUUUACCUGCAGCGCAAACUGAAAAUUCAGGUACUUUUAAUACCACUGCAGAUAUUAAACUAAAGCAGUGGGCUGACCAGAUGUUGCCAAAGAAAUGUGUGGAAGUGGGCUGGGUGACACUUGAAGAUGAAUUUAGAACGUUCAUGGAACGUGCCAAGAAUUCAAAGGACCACGACACCAUCUUUGACAACCUCAAGGCCUGUGUUGUUGAUGAAGCAAUGAGGAGGCAUGAAUGGGAGGAUAAAGCUGCAGAUGUUCUGCGUGUUAUACAGCUAAAUGCUUUAGAGGAUCGUUCAGUCAGUGAUAAACAGCAAUGGGAUGCUGCAUGCAAAUUUCUUGAGGAUUCGGUAAAAGAAAAAUUGGAAUCCACAGAAUCGACUCUCAGAGAAAUGGUUGGACCAAGCAUUAAAGAGCAGUGGAUGUAUUGGUGCUACCCAACCGAGGACCAGAAGAACAGAGCUGCUGUUAAGGCUGAGCUUGAAAAACUCCUUUUAUCUGAUUAUGCACACAAGAACACACUUAGCUACGACGAAGUAACUAUGGUGCGUAAAAAUUCUCAAAGCCAUGGUGCUGAAGUUGAUAAUGAAUUUAUACGGGAAACGUGGCAUCCAGUUUAUCGAAGACAUUUUCUCCGGCGUGCUCUAGCAAAAGCUUAUGGCUGCCGUAAAGCUUUCUAUGCCUACCAUCAAGGACUAGAAGGAGAAUUAGGGGUGGAGUGCAAUGAUGUUGUAUUAUUCUGGAGAAUUCAGCAAAUGAUCAAGAUAACAGCCAAUGCACUGAGGCAACAAGUUAUGAACCGUGAAGCAAGAAGAUUGGAAAAAGAGAUUAAGGAAGUUUUAGAAGAGUAUGGGUGUGACCGUGAGAAGAAAGAACAGUUACUAACUGGUCGACGAGUGAUGCUAGCUGAGGAGCUAAAGAGAGUGAGGCAGAUCCAGGAGAAGCUUGAAGAAUUUAUUCAUUCAUUAAAUGCUGAAAAAUGAAGAGUUGUUUAGAAAAAGCUUUAUAGUAAAUUUGCAGUAAUUACCAGUAUGUCGGCAGUUAGGUAAAGUGCAUAUAAAAAAAAAUUAGGAACUUUUUGGAAUACAAAACUUCAAAGUAUUGAUUUUGAACUACAAUAAAAGUGAUAGUAACCAAUGUUUCAGAUAAGUACCACAGCAUCUAUUAAUAACAUCUUAUUUAUUGCUAUAAAUUAAUAAAUUGGUUACAAAAUAUUCCAUAAUGGAAUGACAGUCAUAUAAUAACUUUGUUAAAUAGAUAGUUAUUGAAAGUUUAAAAAAUACUGUACAGUAAUGCAAUUUUUGUAAGUUUUAUUAAUGAUGUAAACAAAAAUCUUCAUACAUGAAGUAGUUAAUUUAUUUCCAGACUACUUAUAAAUACUGUACUAAUUUAAUUAUAAAUAUUCUAUUAAAAAAUAGCUUUUGUGAUUUUUUUUUUUUGUUAUUCAGCCAUAUUUAUUGUCAAUGAUGUUUUUUCUUGUUAACAGGCUGAUGUUACAUAUGGUGAACAUUUAUAAUACAGAUUUACAGCUUGGAUUGAAAAUAUAAUGAUUAAAUUAACGUGCAUCAUUGCACAUUAUCGGACUGAGUAUUUCAUGCUCUUGCUUCAUUGCCCUCUGCUUUAAAAGCUGAACUUGGGAACCAUUAUGAUUUGGUGUUAAAUUAUUAGUAAACAAAUGUAAAGUAAUAAUGUACACUGUUUUUUGCUUCAGUGAAAUUUGGUACUUUUUUAAUAUUUUCAGCACAUGUUAUCUAACAUGGCUAGUCAUAAAUUGAUGCUCAUGUUGCCUUUUAAUUAUGUCUAUUUAACAAAGUGAUAACGCUACAGAAAAUUGUUUAAAAGUUUUAAUGAUUUAUGUUGUAAUCAUGGUUAAAACAAAGACAAUGUAUGUCUGAAACAUUUUGUACAUAAUUUCAAUUUGUGUAUAGGAUAUUGUAUUAUGUCCGUCAUAUAGGGAGUUGUAAUCUAUUUUCAGUAACACUUUUUGACUUCCUACUCAUAAUUUAUUGAUUUGUUAUAUUUAAGGAAACUCGUACCAAUAAAAUUGUGGUCUCAA
Messenger RNA from Procambarus clarkii (red swamp crayfish), 4290 nucleotides. RefSeq names its product Opa1 mitochondrial dynamin like GTPase (gene Opa1). Gene Ontology annotation, biological process: mitochondrial fusion. Gene Ontology annotation, cellular component: mitochondrial membrane; cytoplasm; microtubule. Lineage: Eukaryota; Metazoa; Arthropoda; Malacostraca; Decapoda; Cambaridae. Gene Ontology annotation, molecular function: microtubule binding; GTPase activity; GTP binding. The record is from RefSeq and is a predicted model, not a curated record.